This is a messenger RNA of Daphnia magna, 1402 nucleotides long. RefSeq lists its product as uncharacterized. The record is from RefSeq and is a predicted model, not a curated record. The coding region runs from base 296 to 1402 and encodes 368 amino acids. The transcript has 5 exons. Lineage: Eukaryota; Metazoa; Arthropoda; Branchiopoda; Diplostraca; Daphniidae.
UGACGAGACUGGGCUCGUCGUUAGCUCUUGCAAGCACUGCGUUGUACCAUACGCAAUCAACAUGUUUAAAGGUGAAUCGUGGACCCAUACUGCAUUUAUGCACAACGAAGCCAUGAAAAGUAACGCCAAAUUCUUCUGCUACGACGUGGUAUGCCAAUACUGGAAAUGGAUGAAAACAAAAGUGGCUCGUCAUUUUCCUGAAUACCGUAAUCUAACAAGUGAAAUGACAGGAAUCUUGCCUAUCAUGCAUAAGAAUGCACAUAAAUUGCCAUGCAAGGCAUUAUAUCAAUAAAUUAUGAAGCAAAGUCUUCUCUCAAGCUUGAAAUAUAUAUGUACAAAACAGAUUUUAUGGAAUCCCCGCUGGACAACUGGAAUGGGCUUAACUGGAGGAGAAGAGCACGAGCAAGUUUUCUCCAAAUUGUAUCUAUAUGCUUAUGUGCUAAAGCAUAUGGCCAAACAUAACAGAAACGAUUUUUUAACAUUAGCUAUUCUUUAUUGGAACUGGGGUAAAAUUGAAAAUAUGCAUUUCCUUCUACGCAAAAAGCUAGAAAAAGCAAGAAAGGAAAUCAAACAAGGCACUCCAAAACUCGAGAAAUUGUUGGAAACCCAUAACCUCGUAUAUAAUGAUCUUCCACUGAUUCACAAGGAGCUGGAGACAAAAGCUAAGGCAAUUCUUGACCAAAGAAAAACCAAAAAGACUACAGUUGAUACACUGAGAAGAAUGCUGGAGGGCUUACAUGCUCAUUUAAAGACUACUUCCAUUUCUAUCUCUAAAGAAGCAGAAAAUUCGAAGAGUCGCACUAAAUUAAGGCGGGUUUUGACGGAAACUAAACGAAAGGCUUUGGAAACGAUUGAAUUAAUUAAUUCUAAGGAUACAACGCUUCCAAUUUCUUACGAGGAUUUCAAUGAAGGUGUCUUUCCUUGGGAAACAGUUCUGGAUCGGGAUGACACGCACUUUCCCACACUUUUCCUUGCCGACAAAUAUAAUAUUGUUGAUUGUUGGAUGCUAUUGAAAAGAGCAAGGGAGGAAAUUACAUUGAGUAAGAAUGAAAUGAUAAACUACAUGCGAUUCCUCAUUGAUAAACGGUCAUCACUACAACAACCAAGUCAAAAACAUACCGGAGAAGACGAGAAAUUUGCGAAAGGGAAAUCCGUCAUGAAAGUUUCUGAAGUUCAUCAUCUUAAUUUAAAAAUUCAAAUGGCUCUAACAACAUUUAAUUUAAAGUGCAACCAGGAUUUUUCAGAUUUCGUAUGUGAAACACAAACAAAUCAUUCUGAACCAGAAUUUGAGUUUGACACAUCUGAUGAAGACAAUUACGAUUCUCUCUCAGAAUCCGAAUAUUCUGAUGAAGAAACAGAAAGCUCAUCUAGCUAUUCGGAAGAUGAUGAAUCUGCAAUAUAA